Messenger RNA from Drosophila obscura, 2382 nucleotides. Its product is annotated as forkhead box protein biniou. Gene Ontology annotation, molecular function: RNA polymerase II cis-regulatory region sequence-specific DNA binding; DNA-binding transcription factor activity, RNA polymerase II-specific. The record is from RefSeq and is a predicted model, not a curated record. Gene Ontology annotation, biological process: animal organ morphogenesis; regulation of transcription by RNA polymerase II. Lineage: Eukaryota; Metazoa; Arthropoda; Insecta; Diptera; Drosophilidae. The coding region runs from base 168 to 2207 and encodes 679 amino acids. The transcript is spliced from 4 exons. Gene Ontology annotation, cellular component: nucleus.
CUGCAUUCACUCGACCGAACAGAGCCAAAGCGAGCGGUACAUUUAACGGAACACACACGGAUCGGUAGAUCGGUGGACACAUCGAAAAUAAAGCAAAGAUCUCUCGCGUGUGAUCGAAAAGAUCUUUUGGUACUCAAAGUUUUUAGGAAAGAGAAAGAGAAAGAAAAAUGAUAAAAAGUGAAGAAGUGUCCGAUCUGAAUGGUCGCUCGGCCAUGAGUGUGGACCAGCUGGGUGGUGAUGGCUCCGGCUCCGUCUCCGGCUCCUACUACCACCAGCAUGCAUUCACCCACCCACAUCCGCACCAUUCACAUCCUCCCAGCCAUUCCGUGCAUCUGUAUCGCACGGGAAAUCUGCUGCCCCCCGGCGGUGGCUAUCAGACGGGCAUGGUCGGCGGCGGCGGGGAGUCGCCCACGGAGAUGAUCGAUGAGAAGCCAAAUAUCGAGUAUAUGGAGCGCAAGUACUAUAUGGAUGCCAGUGGCAUGGCCACGCCCACCUCCCAGCACUACAGCCUGAAUGCGCUGCACAGCAUGGGAACGCCGCCGGCUUCGUCGAGUCCCAUUCCCCCAUACGGUGCACUGAUGACGGCCCACUCCCAUUCUGCGGGUUCCGUGUCGCCGAAUUCCAGCUCGAAGACGCCCACGGAUCAGGAGAUGCAGUACGUGAGCUCCUCGUCGGUGAAGGCGCCGCCGUUGCAGCUGCAACUGCAGCCGAUGAACCACCAGUACACCUCGACCAUUAAGUACUGUUCGAACAACACCAUCCUCAGUGCCAAUGAUUACCAGCUGCUGACCAGCCACGAGGUGGAUCCACAGCCACAGUUGCAGCACCACCACCACCCACAGCAGCAGCAGCAACAGCAACAGCAGCACCAAGAGCAUCAUGAGCAUCACGAGCAUCAGGAGCAGCACUCGCCACCAGGUGGUGUCUACAUGCCACGAAUCUCUGCCUCGCCCACGCAGGUCAUCACCAAUGCGCACGGGUUGUCCGUUCGGAACUACUCCAGCGCCAGCUCCUCGCCAGCCAAGUCGCUCAAUGGCUCUGAUUCCUCGCCACCAGCACCAGCCUCCAGUCAGAGUUCACAGGGCAAAUCGGGCGGUGCGAAAACCCAAGAUAUAGUCACACCGGAUACCACUAAGAAGUCCGGAACUCGUCGUCCGGAGAAACCUGCUCUGAGUUACAUCAAUAUGAUUGGACAUGCCAUCAAGGAGUCGCCCUCGGGAAAGCUUACACUCUCGGAGAUCUAUGGGUACUUGCAGAAGAGCUACGAGUUCUUCAACGGACCCUACGUCGGAUGGAAGAACUCGGUGCGUCAUAAUCUCAGCCUGAACGAGUGCUUCAAGAAGCUGCCCAAGGGCAUGGGCGUCGGAAAGCCAGGAAAAGGCAACUACUGGACAAUCGAUGAGAACUCGGCCCACUUGUUCGAGGACGAGGGUAGCCUGAGGCGUCGUCCGCGUGGAUAUCGCUCCAAGAUCAAGGUCAAGUCGUAUGCAGGUCAUGCGAAUGGCUUCUACGCCGGCAGCUAUGGAGAUGCGGGAAUGGACAAUGCCAACUUCUAUGCCUCGUCUGCCUAUGCCAGCUAUGACUACAGUCCUGGCCCCAAUGGCGUCUCUCCGGCUGCCCCUCAAGGUUUCGGCGAUGCCUGGAAUGUGCAUGCCGCCCACAGUGGCUCCCCGGGUGUGGGCGUUGGCGGUCUGCCCCAGUACUCGAACAUCUCCUGCCUGACGGGGGGCAACAAUUUGAAUGGAUCUUCCACCCCACCAAUGGCCCACUCUGCCCUCGGUAUGAGCUCCGGGCCAGGCUCCUCUCCAGCUGGAUCUGUGGCGGCGCUUCAAAGUGAUUAUGCGCCAGCCGCCAGUCUCGUGGCUGCGGGCUAUUCCUAUGCAACAAGUGGCAGUGCCUUGGAUAACGGUCUCCGCUCCCUAUCGCUACAGCAGCUUCCCGGCCUGUCCACCAUCCAGCACGCUCAGGCGCAGGCCCAUGCUCAGGCGCAGGCGCAGCACCACCAUCAGCACCAGCAUCAUCACCAUCAUCAUCAUGGAUCCAUGACGCCACCGCCAUCGCAGUCGGGUAACCAUGUAAUCGAACACUCGCCCAUUGAUCGCAAACCGGUUUACCUGCCGCCCAUAACUCCGCCCCCCACAUCGGUGGCAGUCAAUGGCGGUGGUGGUGGCGGUGGCUACUACGAUGCCCUCAAGUAUACCAAUUAGCCAAAGGCACGACCCAAUGUGGUACUACCACAUUAACGAUCGUGUCAGCAUUAUUACCUCAAAGGAUAAUCAGUUUAGUUAGGCUCUAAGUAGAGGCAGACAAAAGAUAGUUGCAUAGUGCGUAUAUCAGAAAUUAUGAGUAAAUAUUUAAUUUUACGAGUAUGAUAAAUGUAGC